AUGGACGAGAAGGAGAUUGCCGGCUAUCGCCGGUUAACCUUUGCAGGAGUUGCCGUGUCCGCUGUGGCAACAAUGACGUCCAUUGUGGUCGUUCCCUUGCUAUUCUCUUACGCACAGAAUGUACAGUCCCACCUCGAUGUCGAACUGCGGUUCUGCGUUAUGAACACACACAACCUAUUUGAUGAAAUGAAGAAGGUCGAAGAGGUGACCGGUCAAAAGAGUCGUAUCAAACGUCACGGAUACAGAGCUGCACAGUAUGGGUAUCAGGUAGACAUUCCUUUGAAAGUAUUCAGGCAAAAAGAUUCACAUAAAAUUAAGGAAUAUGUACAAGGGAAGUUGCUAAUGGAA
This is a messenger RNA of Ostertagia ostertagi, 348 nucleotides long. The record is from the annotation of a GenBank genome assembly. NCBI's taxonomy places the organism in Eukaryota, Metazoa, Nematoda, Chromadorea, Rhabditida, Trichostrongylidae.